GAAGAUUAACUGAAACUUGUGUAGCAUAGUUCUAUUACAGCGGUGAAUGUCCUUAUUAAUCAAGGUAGAUAAUAUUAACUGGCGAUAAUGUUCCUGUCAAUAAUUUUUGUAAGUGAUGUUGGUCUGUUUAUUUUCGUACAUAAUGCAUAGAAAAUUACAUGCUCUAUUUUCUACAAACUUGAAGUAAAAUGAGAACAUUUGAUAGUUAUCCCCUAUAAAAUGUAUUCGUUGACGUUAUUAAAUAGUUAUGCUUACAUGAUAAGAAUAACAUAUACAAUAAAUAAUACUGAUUGAUUACACUAUGGUUUGACAUAGCAUAGGCGCACAUGACGUUUUAUUUUUAGACUAUGUAUAUGUGACUGUCGAAAAUUGUAUUUCGCUAGGGAGUUAAUUUAUAAACUAUGCUAUUUCUUAAUGUGUUAUAAUUCUGCCACGUUAAACUUUAGAAGGUUUUUUGAUCAAAAAAAAAAAAAAACUUUAAAAGGUUUAAACAACUGCAACAUAGGAUAGGAUGAAGUCUUUUUUUAAUUUUAAUAAAAUUCAGGUUAUAACUUUUUUAAAAAAUUUCAAUUAAUAUAUAGAGGAUGUUAACAUCAUCGCAACAUGGUAUUGCAUGUAAAAAUAAAGUAUGUGACAUACAUAUUGUCGAUUUGUCACCUUCCAGAUUUUAUCUUCAUUGCUCGUAAAACCACGAUAAUAUAAGUUACAAUACAUCAUUAUUCAUUAUAUAAUUUAAAUGUGAUGUCUGUAACAUUUGAUCUUUAACUAGUUUAAAAAUUACUAUAGAUUGAGAGAAAACUGUCUCAACAUAUUUCUUAAUUUUGUUUUGGCAUCCAUAUUUCUUAAUUUUGUUUUGGCAUCCAUAUUUCUUAAGCUCUAAGAUAUCAUAUAUAUUAAAUAUAUUUUUGUAAAAAAACAUAUAUUAUCAUUUGUGAUUGGCUGUUGAUAGAAAUGGUAUCACUAGUUAUUUAUAUUCAAAAAGAGCUUUUUAUAUAAAAAAAAUCAUUUUCUAAAAGAUAUGCCUCUUUUCCUACUAUAAUUUUUUUUCUUUACAUUUUUAUUUAUUCUUGUUUAUAUAAAUGAUAAAGCAAGUUAUAAGAGAGGGUGCGUGUUUGCCCCCACUCCUCACAUAAUAAUACAAUCUUCAAAGUUUUUCACAAUUCACAUCCCUCUUUCCGAGUUCUCAAAUACACACACACAUAUUAUGAAACUGGAAAGGUAUACCAAACGAGAUUCUACAAUUAGCCUAGUCAAAGAGCAUCAUGGUGAUGGUGUGACCCCAAAGUCACCAUCACCCCAAAGUUAGUUUCACAUGUUUCUUAAGCUUCAAGCACUGAGUUUUUUUUUUCAAAAAAAAGAAUUGUAUUUUUUCCUUUUUAUUUUUAUAAUUUUGUUGAGGAUUUAUUACCUUCGUAGUUAAAGUAAGAUUUAUUCCCCCUUUUUGUAUCAAUGUUUCCGUGUGUGCUUGUUGUUUGCAUUGAUGCUGAAAGUUAGGAAACGGGAGAAGUGAAGAAUAGAAGAUAUGUCUUCUUCUUCUAAGACCAUGAUAAACCUCAGUCUCUUAACUGGGGUUCUUAACUUUGGCUAAGAGAUGGUUCUUAACUUUUUUUAGAUUUUAACUAAAAGCUAAGAACCGUCUCUUAAAUAAGAGAUAUAAGAACCGUCUCUUAACCGAAAAGUGUAAAAAAAAAAACACACAAAAAAUGUCAAAUCAUGAGUUAAAAACCCCGGUUAAGAGACCGGGGUUAAUCACGGCCAUUAAGUACAUCAAAUAAGGAGAGAAACCAUUAAUGUUUUAAAAAAAGGAGAGAAACCAUUAUAGAUUUUUAUUUUAUAUAUAUAGACACAGAGAGGAAGAAGAAUUAGAUUUUAUCCAAUUUCAUUUUUUUCUUUUUGGAAUUAUUCUUUGAGUGAAUAAUGCCACUCCCUCUUGCACCAUAUCCAACACCUCCCGCGCCAGCACUGUCUCCGUCGUACACUCCUCCCCCGCUGGCAAAUGGUAGUACAGGUGGACAGAGCCAGUUAGUGUGUUCAGGUUGCAGAAACCUUCUCAUGUAUCCCGUCGGAGCAAGUUCUGUCUGCUGCGCCGUCUGUAACGCCGUCACGGCCGUUCCUCCGCCCGGAACUGAGAUGGCUCGGUUAGUUUGUGGAGGCUGCCAUACACUUCUAAUGUACAUUCGUGGAGCUACAAGUGUCCAAUGUUCUUGUUGUCACACCGUUAAUCUUGCCCUCGAAGCGAAUCAGGUGGCGCAUGUGAAUUGCGGAAGCUGCAGGAUGUUACUUAUGUAUCAAUACGGAGCAAGAUCUGUCAAAUGUGCUGUUUGUAGCUUUGUCACACCAGUUGAGGGUUCGACUAGCACGACUGAUCUAAAGUUCAACAGCUAAAUUUUUAUUACGGUUCAUUUAUGUAUUGAAUUGUGACAAUAUAGAGGAAGAAUCAAAUCUUUUUCUCUCUCUUAGAUCAUCCUCUCGUUCAAGAAUCCGGCAGCAAGAUGUUAUGAGUUUGAAACUUUUUCCGGAGUAAAUUAAUAUGUAAUUAGUCAAAAUUUCUGAUUUUAGUCUCUUUGUUUGGUUGUAUAGAGUUGUCUCCCUUCAAUGUAUCUGUUUUUUUUUUUGAUAAAUUGAUUCAUCAGUUUGCAAAAGUGAUAUUCAAGAAUAAACGCUUAAGGUCUUACAAUCAAUUGAAGACGAUUAGUUAAUGAUUCACCAAACCAAUUUUAUGUAUGAACAUUUUCUUCAAUUUUUGUUACCAUACAAUAGUCAUCGAAUAUUUGAGAUGUGAAUCCAUCAAUAUUGUCUAACCUAACUCUUUUAAUAGUAUAAUAAGAGAAUUGUGUUCGCUGUUUGAUUAUUUGAAUUAAAAAUUUCACAAAUAUCAUAUUUUGAGGUGGUAAUAAACAAAUGCGUAGACCAUAUAUAUUGCUAUGAAUUCUUUCACGAAAUUUUAGUGAUUCUUUAUUUGACCAAUUUUUGUAGUGAACAUGCAACACAUUUCAUUUUAUUCCCUUGAAAAAUCUUUUGGUUUUUCAGUGAGUGAAUGAACAUGUGAGUUCUCUCUGACUUUACAAUCCACUGUGGUGUAUGGGAGACUGAGGUAAUUAUGUCAUAAUGCGAAUCUUCUGGAUUUUGUUUCAUUAACAGAUUCUAUUUGAUUGCAUCUAUAUAAGAAUGAUGAAAUCACGAAAUAAGUUCUGGAAACUUUUCCGAUAUAUGACUUUGGCUAUAUUUAUCAAAUGUUACAUAUGUGUAAUUAUUUUCAUCCUCAGUUACAUACUGAGUAUCACAUCUGCGAGACGUAUAUGUCUAUGAAACUCAAUACAGAUCCUUGCUUAUCUAAAAUUUUGGUCCAUUUGGCAACGAUAAAGUUGGCCUUACCAAUUCCUUCAAUCAAUUAUGCAAGAUGUGAUAUCUUAUUGACAAUAAUUCUUAUAUGUUUUAUAUUAUAGAUAUAUUUAUUUUGUCUCAUAAUAGUGUGUGUUGUUCCACUAUCAGAUGUAAAAAAUUCUCGAGUCUGCUUCUUGGAUUUUGUACUAGCAUUUAGAUCCAAUCUUGUAAUUAUCAUAGAUAUCAAUAAAGAGAAACGUGAAAUCCAUUCAUAAAUAACAUACAAUAAUUAUACAUUUAGGUGAUGUUAAAAAAACAUUAGUCACUUAAAACUUAUAAACAUAAUAAUUAUAUAUGGCAAUACUAGACUAUUCAGUAGUCGCUUUACAAAUUUUUCGGUUCUCUUCAUGAGUGGUCUAGUCAAGCUCAUUUUCAAAAUCAGGAAAUUCAAGGUACGAUGUCCCCUAAAAAUCUAAAUUUAUUUAUAUGAUUAAUGUGAUUGUUUAAUUUAUUUUAAUAAUAUAAAUUAAAAAAUGAUAGAAGAUGCAUAAAUUGUUAUCAAAUCUUUAUUAUUCAAAAUUAUUAGUUGUCAUAUAUAUCUUAGUCACAUUAGAUAAUUAUGUAGCUUCUAUGUAAGGAAGGAAUGAAGAAUAUUUAGUACAUUAAUAAUUAAUUUUAUGGUUAAUUUAAUGAAAAAUAUAGUAUAUGUUUAAAUGAAUCAACGUAAUUCUCUAAAAAAUCGAUGAAUUAUUAUGGUGAUGACCAUGAUAUACCUUAAAUGUUGUAAUGUGGCUCAAAUAAUAUAUAAGGGAUAAGCAGUAAUAAUAUGGCGGACCAAAAAAAACUUUGUAACAACUUAGCACGAGACAAUAUGGCUGCUAGUAGAAAAUAAAUAAUAUUACGCUUCGGAAAAAAUUUAAGGAAUAAGUUUUAAAGUUAAAAUCCAUUUAAAUUGAAGAUAGUCGAAAACCAAAUAACUUCAAUACAGACUCUUCAUUCAAUGACAAAAUGCCUAUAAACAUUUUUUUAACCCAUUUAAAUGAAGUGAAAAUAGAUAUUUGAGUUUACUUUUGAAAAACAAACUCAACACUUAGAAUUCAUACUUUUCAGGUUUUUUAAAAAAAAAAAUCUAAAACACAUCUUUUCCUUAUUUUCUUAUAAACUAGAUUGAAAUUCUUAAACAGCAUUUUUGAAAACGUUUUUAAAUGUAGUUUGUUUAAAUGAGUGUUUUUACACCUGAAAGUCAGUUUGUGUUUCCAGUCCAAAUUUUUUUUUAUUAACCAUUAUUUUGAUUAAGGGAGGAAACAGAUACAUGAAAUCUUUAAAGGGACAUAAGUAGAACUGCCAUAUAUUGAUCUUCAUGAGGUGGUAGCAUAAGUAAAAAUGUCAGACACUCAUAAAAUACGUAGAAUUGUCGAUUAUAGAAUCGUUUACACAAUAACUUUUAUAAUAUGAAAUAUAAUAAUAAAUCUAUGUUAAAACUCAAUUUAUGGAGUGUUACUGAUUGUAUAAGUUCAGUUCAAAACUAUUAAAUUGUAAGUAAAUCAGAUUUUAAUUUUUAAUUCAUUUUACAAUUCAAGAUAUAAGAUUUACCUAGACAUAUUAAUCUAUGUCAAUUUAUUUAUUAAUUCAACAUCAUAUCAUUUGAUUUAUAUAAUAGAACUAGGUGUUUUUUCCACACAUGCAUGUAUAAUCUUCUUAUGAAUAUUUAUUAAUGCAAACAUUAUAAAUUUAAAGACCAGCAUCAUAAAUUACUAUUUUAUACUUUUAAUCAUUAUCAUAUGAGCAAAGCUUAAGUAGCUUAAUUAAGACUAAUCCAGGUAAUUACUGUCACCAGUUAAAAUUUGGCAAUGGCCAAAAGUACGUUGAAUAGGUGAAGUGUAAACCCAUCCUCUACUGGCUCACGUAGAUUUUCUGAUACAUCAUAUUCAUAAAAUUAUAAGUUAAUUUAAAUAGUCAAAUUAAAUUAGGAGAAGUAACUUUAAUCACUUUUUAGAAAGAAAAAAAAGUAACUUUAAUAGAACCAGGAGACAAUAGUGGGAAGACAAUAGUGGGAAGACAACAGUGAGAAUUAACGAGAGGGGAUUAAGAGGAGGAUUAAGGUAGUUGAUUCAAUAAACCUUUUGACAAAUUGAACUCGCAGGCCAGAGCUAAAAACAGAGUUGCUAACAAAUGCAAACUUUUGGAUAUUGAAAAUUUGUAAAUGUUGUUAACUGAUGGAUGGGUAAUAGUAAUAUACAUAUUUCAUUUUAUUUUCUAAACUUUAACUUUUUAUGACUAAAAUAUUAUUUUUGGAUAACAACACAAUAUUUGAGAAUUAUAUUAUUAU
Molecule: messenger RNA, 5653 nt
Organism: Brassica napus (rape)
Lineage: Eukaryota; Viridiplantae; Streptophyta; Magnoliopsida; Brassicales; Brassicaceae
Product: protein LOL1-like
Exons: 5
Coding region: 1918-2385 (155 amino acids)
Source: RefSeq, a predicted model, not a curated record